AGCUUUAGCUGCACCCGUACUAUGUAAAAAAGUAACCAGAGAAAUAGAAAGAAAUUUCCUGUCUAUAUACAGAAAGUAACUACUUAAGCAAAAUCGUGCAUCAUCGGACUGUUUCGAUUGUCGCCCGAAGUGGUAAAAAUAGAAAGACUUUCACAGCUCUUUCUUUAUCUAUUUUCUAACCUAAUGGUAUACCCUGCCCUGACCGUUUCACUAACUGUAACAAGGAUAACUUUAAAAGAAAUAAUGGCAACCGAAGAGUUUGAAAGAGAUUUUAAAACAACUUCUGAACAUUGGGACGUAAUUAUAAAUUAUCCCAUGUUAUUAAAAUCCAAAUUUGGAGGAUUUGAUGGAGAUAAUAUUAAAAUAAAAGAAUUGUGGGAAGAAAUGAUUGGAAUCCUCAACAGUUUAGGACAUGGACAACGUUCUAUACAGAAAUGGAAAGAGUUUUAUGCUACAGGCUAUUGGACGCUGGAAAUCCAAAGUAAAAGCAAAAGCAAGACGUCAAAGGCAGGAAAUGACUGCAACAGGUGGUGGAUCUAUGAAAACAAUACCACUCACCCAAACGGAAGAAAAAUUAAUGGCCAUCUUAGGGUGGAAAGCUGUAACUGGAGAUUUAAACAAAGAAUUAGGAAUAGUUGACUCCAAUACAACUAUUAAUAAUAAAGUCACAACAGAACGAUCUACAAAUAAUAAAAUUAUAACAUCAACUCCGAGUAAAGUAAUAUUAUCCACAUCUGUACAACCUUUUAUUCGUACAAACACUGAAAUGAUUAUACCCGAGAAAGUGUUUUUAUGUAAUUUGCAGUCGAUAGCAUGGCAAUCUGGGACGAAAGAAAUGACACAGUCAGCAUCGACUUCAACGUCGACAAAAGAAAUGACACAAUAUAAUAUUUUUGAAAAUAAAAACAAGAAGAUAUUUCAAGAAGCGAAGACUGUUAGUAGUCCGAUACAAACAGUGCUAUCAACAUCCAAAUCUUCAGGAAUAAUAGAACCUCCACCAUUAGUGCUAUUAAAGAAAGGAACAGCAAAUGGAGAUAAAGAAAAACCUUCUGUAUCAACGUCAAACAAACGAACAGUAAAUGAAGACAAGGAGAAUUUUUCAUUACAAAAUAAGAAAAGAAUAAUUACGUCAUCUGAUAAAAGCCAACGAUAUGUGACUUUGACCACAAUGCAUCGAGAACAAACAGAUAUAUUAAAUAAUAUUAAUCUAAAUAUUCAAAAUGCUUCUUAUCACUUAGAACAGAUUGCAUCUAAUAUCAAUCAAUUGGUUAAUUAUUAUAUUACAAAUGAAAAAACAGAUAACGAAUUUGAAUCUGUUGAGUUUCUUGAUGACAAUUACAAUAUGACAGAAUAAUUUCAUAAUUUUAUUUGUUUUAUAUAUAUAUAUAUAGUUAUAUUGAAAGUAUAUAUUAAAAGUUAUUGCAUUGUGAUUAAAGUUACAUGUCGUUGAUCUUUAAGGUGCUUUUUCACGCUGACGCUUGACACUCAUUUUUAGCGUGAAAAGACAUCACGUGAUUAAAAAUAAAGAUACCCAUUCGUCAUUUUUAGUCACAUGGUGUCUUUUGACGCUGAAAAUGAGCGUCAAGCGUCAGCGUGAAAGGAUACCUUUAACGGUGCCUUAUUAUAUAUGCCAACCUUAAAGGGUGCCUUUUUAUGGGCGUCAGUUGACGCUAAUAUUCUGACCUAUUCUGACCAAUUCUAACGCGUAAACGUUUUCACGCGUCAGUUUUGUAACUUGCGUUGUCUAUCGCGUGCGACGAUUGGACGCUGGUUUGACGCUAUAGAAGUUAGAAAAUUCGAACUUCUUCAACGUCGACGUAGAAACUAUCAUGACGUCACAAAUCGUCUUGACGCGCGUCAACUGACGCCUAUGAAAUGGCACCUUUAUACGAUACAUAUUACAAAUUUUUAGUAUAUAAGUGAAAAAAGAAUUAAUAAUAUUUGUAGAGAAAGAGAAAGAGAGAUGAAUGCAAUAAUGACAAUGUUAAAAUUAUAAGAAAAAAAAAAAGAUUAAAACGUAUAUUUUUAAGAGAUGAAAACAAUCCAUUUAAUCUACCGAAUUUAUAAUUUAAAGAUUUAUUUCGCUUCCAAAGAAUUAAUGCAAUAGUUAAUACAUAGAGCCAAAGAGAUAUAAAAGUAUAAAUUUUAAUUUUUCAUUACUCACUAUUAAUAAAAUGUACGCUAACGACAUAGUUGGAUUAUAAUAUUAAUUGUAAAAUUGUCUUGCUGUAGAAAUUAUUAAAAAUAAUUUGAACAACUAUUUCACAGUUAAUAUUAUCAGCGUAUUUCGAAAUGCACAGUUAAUUUUAAAAACUCUAUAGCAUACAUUAGAAUGUAAAUGCGAUCACCUUUAAUAUUAUCCCUGAAUAUAAAAUUGCAGUAUUACGAUAUUUUUUCUGCAAAAGCAUUUUUGUAUACAUUGUUAAAUUAAAUAAGGCAAAAAAUUAUUAAGUUUAAGUGCAAUGUUACUGUAAUAUUUUAAUAUAUGCAAUAUUAUAAAUAUUAUAAACAGAAUAUUUAUAAUCAGUAUUAUGUAGUUUAAUAAUCUAUGUAGAAAGUACAAAACUGCUGUGUUGUUUAAUACGAGAUUUUCCGUUGUUCAAUAAAAGCUGAAAAUAUUAUGUUCAGUGCAACAU
Messenger RNA from Monomorium pharaonis (pharaoh ant), 2636 nucleotides. RefSeq lists its product as uncharacterized. The coding region runs from base 413 to 1354 and encodes 313 amino acids. NCBI's taxonomy places the organism in Eukaryota, Metazoa, Arthropoda, Insecta, Hymenoptera, Formicidae. The record is from RefSeq and is a predicted model, not a curated record. The transcript is spliced from 6 exons.